CUCUCUCUCUCUCCGUUCAUCUCCCAUACCACAACAAACAAAUAACCUCCUUAUUUAUGAGACAGCAAUCCAAUGACCAAAAGCCCCAACAAUAUCCGAAGCACCAAAACCUAACCAAACCAAUGUGCUUGCUUUGUGUGUGUGCUUCGUAAAGACUUAAAAACCAAAAUAUAUAACUUUAAAAAAAUAAACCCAACUUUGUUUUGGAAUUUGGAAUAAUACCCUUCACUUUUUCCAAUUGUCCAAAGAAAAUUCAACGCAUGUAUAAUUUAAUUGGGCAGUGAAAGAAGGAAUCAACGAUUUCCCCCACAACCACAGGAAACUUUUCUCGGAAAAUUUUGAUACUUUUCCCGGAAUUUUUUGAUAUAACAUAGGGACUGGUUUUGCCAUGUUUGGGUCUGUUUUAUUUUAUUUUUAUUCUUAAGACUUAUUGACGACCUUUGGAUUGAAUUAGUUGAUCCAAAGGCCAAAAGUGGGUUCGCAAUUCGCAUCGUACCGUAGAAAAUUCGCGUCAUUUAAUUGUUUUGUAAAAUAAAAAUACCCCACAAAACAGAAGUAAAGACAACCCCCAGACCAGAGCUCCAGAGCAACAUCCUCCUCCAGCCUCCUCCGUGCAUCCUCUUCGUUCGUUCUCUCUGCAGUUUGUGAACGAGGUAAAGUGAAAGAACUUCGGAUUGAACAUUGCUCGGCAGGAUUUGAAAGAGGGAAGAAUAUGGAGUUUUUCAGCCAGUGUUUAGGGUUCUUCUAGAAUAUGCCCAUAACAUCUCCGAUUGUCCAACAAAUUCAACGGAUAUCUAAUUAGUUGGGCAGUGAAGAAAAGAAUCAAGGAAUUCCCCGCAACCCCAGAAAUCCAAUUCAGUUUUCUCUAAUAUUUGCUUGGAAAACUUGAUAUUUUUCUCAGUCUUUCUGCCUGGGAAUUCCUUUUUGGAGCUUGGACUGGUGAAUCUGCAACUCUGAGACAGAUCUGUGCCUUUCUAACUCUACUUUGUUGAGGAGGCUUGGGCUUUUAUAAUUGCAUUCAUGAUCCGGUGAUGCAAUCUCAGGAUCUGAGAACAAUCCAUCAUCGGAACGACAGCGUUUGUAUUUGACUGCAAGGCGGACGCCAUGGACCAUGACGACUUGCGGACCAUCUUAGAAACCUCGGGUGUGGAUGUGUGGACGUUCAUUGACACCGCCAUUGUGGUAGCUUCGGUUGAUUAUGGCACUGAGCUCAAGCACCGGAGGGAUGGCAUUGUUGAGCGCCUCUACGCCACAACUUGCAUGCCGCCUCGGUGCCCGAACUGUGAUACUGAUGGGCCCAAUGGGAACCAACCUAAAGGAGUUUCACCGUACACGCCGCAGUUCGUUGAUAGAGAUGACGAUGAGGAGGAGGACAAGGAGGGGUUGGAUCCAUACGGAGGGUUGUUCGAUGAUGAGCAGAAGAACAUUCUAGAAAUCAAGAAGCAGCUUGAGGAUCCACAUCAGUCUGAGGAUUCUUUGGUUGAGUUGCUUCAAAGUCUAGCAGAUAUGGAAAUAUCAUUCCAAGAACUCAAGGAGGCUGAUAUUGGAAGGCAUGUGAGUCUAUUGCGGAAGCAGCAUCCAAGUGAUGUUGUUAGGAGAUUGGCAAAGCAAGUUGUCAGGAAAUGGAAAGGUAUUGUGGAUGAAUGGGUGAAGUUACAUGGAGAACUGCCAUCUUCAUCGGCCAUGGUUGAUGAAGACUCGCCCCAGCAGAAAAUUCCCCAAAAUGGUCUUCACCAGGUUCCUGAUUUUGCAUACUCUCCAAAUCCUCACAAUGGGAGUUCUGGGUCAGAUAAGAACAAUUCAGAACCAGAACGCAAGCCAAAGGCAGUUCCUAGGAGAGAAGCUCCACCAAAACCAGCACAAUCAAUCCCUAUGUCUGCUUCUGCUCCUCAAAAUAGACAGAGAGAACAGAAGGAAAGCAAUUUUGACAAUGAUAGAUUGGCUUCUGCAAGAAAACGACUUCAGGCGAAUUACAAAGAAGCUGAAAAUGCCAAAAAGCAGAGAACAAUUCAAGUAAUGGACAUCCAUGAGAUACCAAAACCAAAGAAUUCUUUCAUUGCAAAGAACAAAGGUGGAGGAGGAAGUGGUUCUCAGCAAGGCAGGCAUUGGUGAUUGUCCAAAAAUGGGCAGGGCCGCACAGAAUCACAUAACCACAUGUAUAAUACAAAAGGCUUAUGAGAUUAUGGGUGUCACCUUUAUAAUACAUUUUUUUUCUUUUAUUAAGCGAAACAGGUAAAGGACAAUUUUUCUAUUAUUUCCUUUGCUUAAUAAGUAACAUAAAAUUUUCUCAAUUUUGUGCGCGUCCAACUGUCUUCUUAUAUUUUCUUUUAUUUUGGGAUUUGGAGAGGACAACGGUGCCAAUCAAUGCUCGUUUUGUAAGAGCAUUUCAAGGGUCAAAGGUUUGAGAGAUGUGCCAUGGGACCAUCGGGUGGUAGGGAGUGGGGUGUUGGCUGUCAAGCUUUGUAUGGAGUAGGUGGAAAGGAGGAUGGUGCAGCUUUCUUGGACUUGCACUAGGGAUAAUUAUUAUAGCUUAUUUUAUUGUUGGUGGAGCUUUGAAAGAAGUGAAGUCAAAGAUAGCUUCUUGUCCCUUUAAGAACUCAUCAAUCAAGCUUGUCUUUUCAUACUUAUAUCCAA
Prunus mume (Japanese apricot) is the source of this 2634-nucleotide messenger RNA. Its product is annotated as Transcription elongation factor (TFIIS) family protein. The record is from RefSeq and is a predicted model, not a curated record. Gene Ontology annotation, cellular component: nucleus. Lineage: Eukaryota; Viridiplantae; Streptophyta; Magnoliopsida; Rosales; Rosaceae.